AUGUCUCUCAAAAAUCAAAUCAUUGUCGUUGGUGGUGGUCUUUCAGGUCUCUCUGCCGCACAUACUGUCUAUGAACAGGGCGGUAAUGUCUUGUUGCUUGACAAGAACCCUUUCUUUGGUGGUAAUUCAACCAAGGCUACAUCUGGUAUCAAUGGUGCCUUAACGCGUACUCAAAUUGCCUUGAACAUUAAAGAUUCCGUUGAGCAGUUCUAUCAAGACACUCUCAAGUCUGCGCGUGAUUUAGCUCGUCCUGAUCUCAUUCGAGUGUUGACUGGUCGCUCCAGUUCCGCUGUGGAGUGGUUACAAGACAAGUUUGCAUUGGAUUUGUCCCUCGUCUCUCGUCUGGGCGGUCAUUCCUUCCCUCGUACGCAUCGUGGUAAAGAGCAAUUCCCUGGUAUGACCAUUACUUAUGCCUUGAUGGAGGGCUUUGAAGAAUUGGCUGAAAAGCAACCUACUCGCGCAAAGAUCAUUAAAAAAGCCAAGGUUGAAAACUUGAUUAAAGAUUCCCAAGGCAAUGUCGUUGGUGUUGAAUACGUUCUUGUUGGAAAGGGUGCUACCAAUCAAGUCUUUAAGGAAUACGGACCUGUUAUCUUGGCUACUGGCGGCUAUGCUGCUGAUUUCACAGACAACUCUUUGCUCAAGCAACAUCGUCCUGAACUGUACAACUUGUCCACCACCAAUGGUGAUCACUGUACUGGUGAUGGUAUUAAAAUGGCCGCUGCUGUAGGUGCCAACACCAUCGACUUGGAAAAGGUGCAAGUUCACCCUACUGGCUUAGUGGAUCCUAAGGAACCCGACGCCAAGGUCAAGUUCUUGGCUGCUGAAGCUCUUCGUGGUUGCGGUGGUCUCUUGCUUGAUGCUGAUGGCAAGCGUUUCUGUGAUGAAUUGGGUCACCGUGAUUAUGUUACUGGCAUGAUGAACAAGAACAAAUUCCCUAUUCGUUUGGUUUUGAAUACUGCUGCUUCCAAGGAAAUUGAAUGGCAUUGUCGUCACUAUGCUGGCCGUGGCCUCAUGAAGAAGUUUGAGAGCGGUGAGGCUCUUGCCAAAGAAAUGGGCAUCCCUCCCAAGCAAUUGGAGCAAACAUUUGAGACAUACAACAGAAUCGCUGAGGGUAAGGAGAAGGAUCCUUGGGGCAAGCGUUUCUUCCACAACGUCCCAGUCAAGAUGACUGAUGACUUUUACGUUGCCUUGAUGCAGCCCGUUCUUCACUAUACCAUGGGUGGUGUUGAAAUUACUCCUGAUGCCGAGAUCAAGGGUACCAACGGUAUUCCCAUUCCUGGUCUCUUUGCUACUGGUGAAAUGUGUGGUGGUGUUCAUGGUGCUAACCGUCUUGGUGGUUCAUCUCUCUUGGGCUGUGUCGUCUUUGGUCGUGUUGCAGGUCAAACUGCUUCCAAGCACUUGUUCUCUCAAUUGAUCAACAAUAAUACUCAAGUUGCUCAACAACGUUUGGGUGCCAUCGGUCAACACUUGAACGGUGGUGUUGGCAUCAACAUUACUGUCAACCCUAACCAGCCCGGUGUCAUUAGCUUGGAUAUCUCUUUGCCCAACGGUGGCAGCGCUCCUUCUGGUGCAAACACGCAAGCCAUCGAAGCACCAGCUGCUGCUGCCUCCACACAAUCAGCACCUCAAGAAGAAGCCAAGACAGUCGAUGAACCAAAGAAGAUGGGAGAAUACACAUUAGCAGAUGUUGCCAAGCACAACAAGCCUGAUGACUGUUGGGUUGUCGUCAAUGGACAAGUCUUGGAUGUCACUGAUUUCCUUCCUGACCAUCCCGGAGGAAAGAAGGCCAUUCUCAUCUAUGCUGGUCGUGACGCCACUGAGGAAUUCAACAUGAUGCACAAGCCAGAUGUUGUUCAAAAGUAUGCUCCUUCUGCUAUUAUCGGUACUCUCAAGAAGUAA
Messenger RNA from Mucor velutinosus, 1899 nucleotides. RefSeq lists its product as uncharacterized. Gene Ontology annotation, molecular function: FMN binding; heme binding; oxidoreductase activity. The record is from RefSeq and is a predicted model, not a curated record. Bases 1 to 1899 code for a protein of 632 amino acids. Lineage: Eukaryota; Fungi; Mucoromycota; Mucoromycetes; Mucorales; Mucoraceae. The transcript has 3 exons.